This is a messenger RNA of Equus quagga, 2688 nucleotides long. Its product is annotated as collagen alpha-1(I) chain-like. The record is from RefSeq and is a predicted model, not a curated record. Lineage: Eukaryota; Metazoa; Chordata; Mammalia; Perissodactyla; Equidae. The transcript is spliced from 5 exons. The coding region runs from base 1 to 2688 and encodes 895 amino acids.
AUGGCUGGCCGGGACCCGACCCGCGCUGCGACAGACACGCGCGCGCCAGAAAGGGGCGCCGCGGGAGACGGUCCCCCGUCCGCACGCAACGUCGCCGUCGCGCGGGUGGCGGCGGCGGACGCGGAGGAGGCCGCAGCGGCCCCGGGAAGCGAGUCGCGCUCGGGGCGGGGCCCCGGUCGGGCAGCCAGAACAGGCGACGACGGGGAAGGGCUCGGGAGAAGGCCGGCGGCGGCGAGGGCCGAGGCGCCGGAGAGGCGGCGGCGGAAGGGCCGCGGCCCGCCAAGAGACGCGCUCGGGGCGAAGGAGGGAAGACAGAACCUCCCGAGGCAAGUCGGCCGCCGGAGCACACACGGGGUCUCACCGCCAGGGGCCUCCAGCACCAGGGGCGGUCCCGCGGCGCCCGGAACGGCGACUGGCCCCGUCGCCCCGCGCGCAGCUCACGGGGGCUCGGCCCCGCCACAACCAGGGCUCUCCCGCACACGGCGCCAGCGUCCCGCGCCGGGCGCCUGGCGCGCGGGCCCCACCCGACCGGAGCCGAGAGCACUUCGCCCGGGGCCACCACCGGCCUCGGUGGCCGGAGGCGACACCCGCGCGGCGAGGCCCACUUCGGUCCCGGCCGGUGGGCAGCGCGGCCAGGCGUCUGCCCGGGCGGGGGAGCACCGGGGGCAGCGGGGAGCGCGGCGCGCGCCUCGACGGAGGGAGCGCGGGCUCGCGGGAAGGCUCCCGGGGACGGCCUCGGGCGCGGACGGGCCACCAGGAAAACACACGCGGGAUCCCACCGCCAACGACACGCGAGGGCGGUCCCACGACGCCUGGGACGCCGGCCGGCCUCAGCCACCCUUCGGCCUCCCGCGGGCCCGGCCCCACCGCCGGGGCCUACGUGAGGCGCCCCCGCCGCCGGGGGCCGCCCCGUCCACCCAGCCACCCGUCUGCCUGUCUGGUCUGCUCCGGGGCCCAAGUCCCGAGGGAACGCGCCCGAGAGCGGCGGCGGCCCCCACCCAUGCCCGCACGCCACCACCGGCUGCGGCUCGGGACGGGAGCGAGCGGAGAGCCAGCCGCUCGCGGCGGGGCGGAGCCCGGACAGGGCCGGGCCCUCUCCCCGCCCCAGCGCGCGACGGGAGAACCACGCGCACGCUCGCGCACACGCGCGGCCCCGCGCCCGACGACGGCCCGGCCGGGCGUGACCCUCCCCCGACUCGGAGGGGGGAGGCGCCGGCCGCGGUAGGCAAAGAGCAGCUCUGCCCACACACCACGGUGGUGGCGUCCGUGGCUACUACGCGCAAAGGAGGGGCGGCGGCUGGGGGGUCCGGUACCCCAAGGCACCCUCUCGGAUCGCUAGAGAAGGCUUUCUCACCGAGGGCGUGUCGCCCCCGCCCAUCGUCCGCCAUCGGGCCCACCAAGGCGCUUACAGACACCGUGGCCACACAACGCAGGAGGGGUCUGCGGGGCACCGCCAACGGCCGGGGGAACGCGCUCACGCGCCCGGAAAGGCGCGCGGCGCGGCGGCGACACGGCCCGCCCCACCGUGGGGAGGGCCGCCUUCGAGACACAGCCAAGAGGCACAGGCGGAGCAUCCGCCGCGUCACGGAGACCCCGACACCGCCCACGCCACAAGCAAGCGCGGGCGACGACCCCAGGACGAGAACGCCUGACACGCACUGGCACGGAGCCGGCGGGAUGGGAGACCGGAGGUGGCACCACGGUCGUGGGGACGCCUGGAACGCACAAGAGCCGGCGCGCAGGCCCCAGCGGGCGGCUCAAGCGGCGGGGGUGGAAACGGGCGUCCGGUUCUCGGCCAGAGCCCGGAGACCUCCCCGCACACGCAUCCAGGCACCCGGAAGCUCUCGGGCGACUGUCACCCGAGCAGAGCGUGUCAGCACUUAUCUGGCGGCACAAAACCACCCAUUCGGGGGCAAGAAUCGCCGCGCCCGGAGACGGGGCCCACCCACGGAUCACGAGGGGAACCCCUGGAUCACGGCCACGGCCACCAGACCCCAAGCACGACCCCAUCGCCACCAGGCCCGGAGCUCCCGGGGCCAUCUGGUCGACCCCAGAAGCGUGGCGGCAGGGGGAGCCGGGGACAGCCUCCCCGGGCCGCCCGCGCGGGCCGGGACCGGGCGGGACUUGGACAAAAAACUGCCACGGAGGAGGCGGCAUCCGAGGACCGGGCCCGGUCCCCACCGCCAGAGCCGGUCGACUCGGAAGACCAGUGGGGAAAAGGCCAGCCCGGCGGCCGAGCCCGUCGCGCCCUCCACGGGCCUCCCCCGCAAGGCCCCGGCCGGUCGCCCACCUCCGGAGCGGGGCGCGGAAAGGGGAUCGGCGACGCGGAAGGCCCGACCACCGGGCCGCCCUCGGGACGACGGCCGGGCACGGGACGAGCUCCCUCGCCCGUUCCCCCGCGGCGGCCCCCCACCCCCUCCCGGGGACGGAGGGGCACCGGCGGCUGCUGGUCGACCCGUCCGGGAGGCCCCACACCCCGGCCGGCACCGGGCGGCGCGGCGACAGCCACCUCCCUCAGUAGCCUGCACCUCCAAUCUCCGGCGAGCGGGCGUCGCGCUCACGCCCCGGCGCCACCGGGCCAGAUCCCGCCAGCGACGCCGGCCUCCCGGGACUCUGCCUCGGUCACCGCGGCCGAGUCCCGUCCCUUGGCCCGCGUCGCCGGAGCUCCGGAGGAAAGAGACGAUAUAA